This is a messenger RNA of Thrips palmi, 330 nucleotides long. Its product is annotated as dynein regulatory complex subunit 2-like. Bases 1 to 330 code for a protein of 109 amino acids. The transcript is spliced from 4 exons. The record is from RefSeq and is a predicted model, not a curated record. Lineage: Eukaryota; Metazoa; Arthropoda; Insecta; Thysanoptera; Thripidae.
AUGGUGGGCAAGCCGAAGGCCAAGCUCUCGAAGGAGGAGCGCAAGGCCAGGAAGAAGGCGCGCAGGGAGGCGGCCCGCCUGCGCCGCAUUCAAAAAGAGAUCCAGGCGAAAAAGGACCGGCUGGACAGGGAGACGAAGGCCACCGAGGUGAACGCCGCCACCAUCAAGAGCAAGUGGAGGAGCAUCCUGCGCCGCCUGCGCGCCCCGCAGCUGCAGGACGACUUCUUGGCCCUGCGGCUGCGCUCCGAGCGCCUCAUGGACAUGAAGAGGGCUAUGAUCGAUGAACUCCGUGAGGCGCUAGACUUCGCCAACGACCAGACGCCCCCCUAG